UUGAAGAUGUGUUAUUAUUUAAAGUAAUGUCAUGGCUCUGGCAUUUUUUCAAAAUCAAGCUCGUUUGAGCCUCCGAUUUCCUCGUUUCAUCAAGGUUUAGACAUCAUGGUUAGCUGUGUCCACGUGAGCCGCUUUAAACAAGCGAACGGGAUUAAAACUUAUAGGAAAAUUCACUCGCGGUUUGUUUCUUGUAUCUCGCGUGAGGACAGAAAGAGGAAGGCUACUUCGUGUAACUGCCAUGCCUGUGGCACGUAUUCUUCACGCUUGCAUUCCUGUUUAUCUUGCGUUUACUUCGGAUGUUAUACUGGUAGCCGGCAUAUUCAACAACAUGCAAGGACCUCUGGCCAUUCACUUGCCAUCGAUUUAAACCACGGAAGUGUGUACUGCUUUAUUUGCGGUGACUAUAAGUAUGAUAAAGACUUUGAAAAAAUUGGUCGUGAAGAGAACAGACGUGCUUGGAGAAGAUUGACUAAUGGACAUGUCAGAUAUCAUAUGUGGCAGCCAACAAAAUCUGAUGCCAAGCUACUGAGGGACAAUCCACAGAGAAUCAAAAUUACAACGAACUCUACCAUAGGUUUGCGAGGGCUGAUAAAUCUUGGCAAUACCUGCUUUAUGAACUGCAUAGUACAAGCAUUAACACACACUCCACUCCUACGUGACUACUUCCUGUCAGAUCAGCAUAUAUGUAAAGGUGAUAGUGAUAACUGUCUCGUUUGUGAAAUGGCGUCAUUGUUCCAGGAGUUUUAUUCUGGACAGAAGAUGCCUCAUUCUCCAUUCAAGCUGCUUCACUUGGUGUGGACGCACGCACGCCACUUGGCCGGCUAUGAACAGCAAGAUGCUCACGAGUUUUUCAUAGCUGCUUUAGAUGUUUUACACAAUUACUGUAAAGACGAUGCCCCUGACAAGAACACGUUAAAGCCAAACAACCACAACCAAUGUAACUGUAUUAUUGAUAGGAUAUUCACUGGUGGGCUGCAGUCUGACGUCACCUGUCAAGUUUGCAAUUCUGUUUCUACCACUGUUGAUCCAUUCUGGGAUAUCUCUCUUGAUCUUGGUCACGGUGAGCAAGGAAAUGGACGAAACAGUUCUGGAGCAUCUGCUGCAUCUACUCCUGACCCAGCUUAUUCUGGUGAGGAUAGUAAUGGACAGACUCCAGAACGCACCCACUUGGAUGAGAGUUUUGUACCAAAAUCAUUGAUAGAGUGUUUACGAAGGUUUACAAGACCAGAACGACUUGGAAGUGAAGCUAAAAUCAAAUGCAACAAAUGCCAGAGUUACCAGGAGUCAACUAAACAGCUUUCCAUGAAGAAAUUACCUAUUGUAGUAUGCUUUCAUCUGAAGCGUUUUGAACAUUCCAAAAAAUCCAAAAAGAUUUCUACAUAUAUACCAUUUCCUCAAGAACUGGACAUGACACCAUUCACAUCAUUAAGAUUAGGGCAAAAUGUUGAUAUCAGUACUAUAUCUCAUCAGAAUCAAUGUUUAUCAUACAACAGCAAGUAUUUGUUAUUUGCGGUGGUCAAUCAUAGUGGUACAUUAGAAGUUGGUCAUUACACAGCAUUUAUACGUCAACAACAUGAGUGGUUCAAAUGUGAUGAUGCAUGGAUCACUAAAGCAUCCAUAGAUGAUGUGUUACAAAGUGAAGGGUAUCUACUUUUCUACCACAAGAAAGUACUUGAAUAUGAAUAAAAAACAAGUGUCGAUAUAAUAAUUAGCUCUGAUUUCAACUUCUUCUUUCACUUGCAAAAAUUUCCUAAAAACUUUCCACCUCAAUUUUUUAUUCUUCUAUUUUUCACUAAGUUCUACCUCAUUGUUCCUUGUGAUUUUGUAUUUCUUGUGCUUGCAUCUUACAUACAAAAACUAUAAUUAAAUGCAUUCCUCCAUUUUUUCAUGCUUAGAUUUUUCUAAAAUACUUGCAAAAACUAUAAGUACACAAAAUAACAUAAGUUUCACGAAAAUUAUGGUUCAAGUUUUCAAUAUUUUUUUGAAAAUAUUAGGUGUCUUUUCAAGCAUACUACCAAAAGUUUCUGAACUACUUUUGGCAAAAAGUCAACAUCUAUUUGAAAUAUAUUUUAGAGUCUUUUCUUUAUUAUUUAAUUACAACAUUUAUUGAUACUCUUUAUAACAAAUAGUCUAAUCUGUGAAAAAUUAGACUGAUACUUAAAUCUUUGUCUGGUAUCCUCGCACGAAACACUUGCAAACAUUCGUGGAGUUGCUCUUUGUUCAUGCUUCGAAGCUAUUGAUGUAAAAAAGAUAGUAAAAAUAAAGAUACUGAAAAUUAUGUUGUA
This is a messenger RNA of Actinia tenebrosa (Australian red waratah sea anemone), 2285 nucleotides long. Its product is annotated as ubiquitin carboxyl-terminal hydrolase 22. Gene Ontology annotation, molecular function: cysteine-type deubiquitinase activity; zinc ion binding. The record is from RefSeq and is a predicted model, not a curated record. Gene Ontology annotation, biological process: protein deubiquitination. NCBI's taxonomy places the organism in Eukaryota, Metazoa, Cnidaria, Anthozoa, Actiniaria, Actiniidae.